AGUAGUGCAGAAGUGCACUACUGAAGUUCCCUACUCUCUCUCUCUCUCUCCGUAUGAAGAGGCUCAUACUUUUAUUCAACACAGUUGCGUUUUAUAUCAAAGCGACAUUUUUUCCUUAACGAGUCUCCUGAAGGGAAGUUAUCUCUUAUCGAAAGUGUUUUUGACAUGUUUCCAAGUUCGUUUUGGGCGAAAUGAUGCAUUAAAUUAGCAUUAGCCAGUGCUAUCUUUGCUAGCUUGCUAUCAGUGCUCUCUCAUAGAGUGCUAACAGUUAGCCGGCUAGCUAAUCCAAUAGACUUAAUAUUGUUCGGAACUUAGCUGGCUUGGCAUUGCUAACUUCAUAGAGCUAGCUAUUUAUCCAGACAGGGUUACAGUUUGAAGACUUUGUGGUUGAUGUUUAAAUGUUUGUGCUCUUGUUUGAAAGGAUUUGUGCAUUUUUUAAGCUGAUAUUCACACUUCGUUUUUUGACAGCGAGGCCGUGAACUAGCCAUCAUCAUCAUCAUCGGUCUCUACUUAGCUUAGCCUGUUAGCUAGCUAGCUAGCUAGUAGAGAGACGGACAGACAGACAUAGAGACAGACGUAGCUAAAGUUCGGCGCUGUGCUUCGGGAUGCCUGCGAUGUUGGAAAAGGGUACGGCGGAGAUUUCAGGGAAGAGGAGAGGCAGAAACUCGGUGAAUAACCCGACGAAAAGUUUUACUUCGAACGGCAAUAGUAACAAUUCUUGGGAGGAAGGAAGUUCGCCUUCUUCUAGUGAUGACGAGCACGGUGCAGGAGGGAUGCGAGUCGGCCCACAGUUUCAAGCUGUAGUUCCAGACUACGACCCCGAAGUGGCCAAGGCGAGCCAGGAGAGAGAAAAUCUGGGGAUGCUGGUGUGGAUUCCUAACCAGACUCUGUCAGAGUCUAAAUUGGAUGAGUAUAUUGCAAUAGCCAAAGAGAAACAUGGGUACAACAUGGAGCAGGCAUUGGGAAUGCUUUUCUGGCACAAACACAACAUAGAGAAGUCUUUAGCAGACCUGCCCAAUUUCACCCCUUUCCCUGACGAAUGGACAGUAGAGGACAAAGUGUUGUUUGAACAGGGUUUCAGCUUUCACGGCAAGACUUUCCACCGCAUCCAACAAAUGCUUCCAGACAAGUCUAUUGCAAGCCUUGUUCGGUUUUAUUAUUCCUGGAAGAAAACGCGCAGUAAAACCAGUGUCAUGGAUCGGCAUGCACGCAAACAGAAGCGAGAUCGUGAGGAGAGUGAUGACGAGGCGGAUGAGACGAGCUGCAUCUCUCCAGCUGACGCAGAAUUGGAAUCAAACAAGGAGGAAAAAAAAGAGGGUGCAUCUGGACUUGAAAAGCAGGAUACAAAACCUGUACCUAUCCAGAAGCCAGCACCUCUCACAGACAAGCCAGCUCACAUUAAAAAGGAAGCACAAGGUCCAAGGAGCCACCACCGGGCCAAGAGAAAGCCUCCCAAAGGCAUGCACCUGAACCAGAGUGAUGUGACUGCCAUGUCAAGCAGUGGCCCAGCCGCAGCCAGCGUUCUCAGGCAGCUGGACAUGGAGCUCAUCGCCAUUAAACGACAGAUCCAGAGCAUCAAACAGAACAACAGUGCCCUAAGAGAAGCGCUCGAUACAGGGGUAGAGGAGUUUCGGCCUCCUGAGGUGAGUCAGAAAUUCAACACACGCUGGACUACAGAGGAGCAACUUCUUGCGGUACAAGCUAUAAGGAAAUACGGAAGGGAUUUCCAGGCCAUUUCCGAUGUCAUCGGCAACAAGUCUGUGGUUCAGGUGAAGAACUUCUUCGUAAACUACCGCCGCCGCUUCAAUUUGGAUGAAGUGCUGCAGGAGUGGGAGGCCGAGCACGGUGUGGAAGCCUCCAAGAGCUCGGAAGAAGAGAAAAUGGAGGUGUCGUCCGAGGAAGGAACCACCACACCUGUACCACCAGAGGACCAGAAGGAGGUCUGAAGGAACCUAUGCCCACAGAAGCACAGACCCCCUCUGCCUCUUGAGUGCCCAUAUCUGAGAGAUCAGAUGUUUCUGAUCCAAGCGCUAUCUGCAGUCCAGUUGAAGGCAUGCUGUGCUGAAGAGGCACCGGCUUGUACCCACCAUUCCCACCGGUCUCCUUGCUGCUGCUCCUUUGACUCGGCUGAAAUCUUUUGAUUCUUACAUGUCCUCCAAAGUCAACUGGCCUCAACUGGCCCCAACCCAGGAAUAAGGAUAGUCUUUACUUUUGUAUUGUCACUGCCAACAGGAAGUCGUCUCUGUCAGGUCAAUGUUGUGCCUGGUGCGCCAAGCGCUAUAUUCUCUGAACCUUCAGAAACGCAGAGGACGCCGGAUGGAUUUUGUGAUCUCGUCAACAACAGAGGAAAGUUUGACUUUUGUCGAAGGUUCAAUAAACAUUGUUUUGGUCUCCUUCAUAACUUGCUAGUUAUUUUAGUGUCGCAUCCAGCUCUUGCAUAAGUUUUGUUCCUUGUCAGUUUGUACAGUGAUCAUAUUUACUAUGUUUGAUUUUAGAUGAGUCAUCAUUGCUAUCAUGACUUAAACUAUUCGUCUAUUUAUUUGCUUAAUAAGUUGUUUGAAAGGAAUAAUAGUUUUUCCAGUUAUGAAAGAACGUGUAUUGAGUUCUUGAUGCCUGAAUCUGAAAGGCAUAUGAAAUAGUCUUGAUUCUGUUAAUUGGUAGAACGGCCAGCUUUGGUGCUGCAAGUAACCGAGAUAAUUAUCUGCCUUUAAAGACAUGACAGUGAAGUCAUUUAGCAAAGUUAGUAUUAGUAUUUUUAUUUAUUCAGCCAUGUAAAAUAUGUUUAACAUAUAAUUAAGUGAUUUUCUUCAAGUGAACCAAGCAAAUAUAGACAAGUCAGACAAUUUAUUGCCUCUUAUCUCCCACAUACUGGCUCUUCCCAGGUCCUCAGGGAUGUGCUACAGAAGCCAGACAUCACUGAGGAACUCAUGACGACUCGGCCUUAUUGCAGCUGGAAUGCAAACGCAAGUUUGUGUUCGGCUUUAUUUUAAAUCCAUUUUAAAUUCUGGACAGUUGGAUGGGUGAAACCUAUUAUUAACGAAUUAUGAAUAAAUGACAAAGCAGGUGAAGGUGUCAAUCUUGAACAUCCUCCUUUUAAGAUAUUCAAAUCAAUGAAUUCAGAAUAUUUAAUUUUCUUUAAAUAUAGUGGGUUCAGUGUAUCAGGUUCUCACUUGAUUAGAAUUUAAGUGAAUUGCUUAAGUAAUGCAUUAAGAAAGAAGCUUAAUGGGCAGUUAAUAAUUGUUGGUGAGGGUUGUGUGUGAAUAUUGAAAAAUAAAAUUAUCUUAUGUUUUUUUUUUUAUUAUUUUUUUGGUAUAUGCUUUUGUCUUGGGUUUUUAACGAGGUGUGCUAAGGUCUGUCGUGCAUGCAUGGGCAAUUAUUUGGUAAAAGUGGUCCAAGUUUAAUGGUGUAUUCUCCAGUAAAAUAAGAAGGGACAUGUGGAUGCAGGUUGUUCAGUUAUUACAAGCACUACAGAUGUAAUAGAUGCAGGCUACUGAGAUUUGGACACAAAUGGUCAAGUCUGUCCUGAGGUUAUUUUCUUUUUCUCCAUCCAUAUUCAUUUACUGUGUCAACCACAAAUAGGAAGCCUGAAUGAUUUAGAUGAUCUUUGUCCGUGUGUGUGUGCGCACGCGCGUGUGCAUACAUGCUUCAGUGUGUGUUUUCUGACAAUACAGACUUUGCCCACAUAUAACCGGUUUGUCACAUUAGCCACAGAAUAAACCAGUGCGAUUUAACCAAAUAA
Neoarius graeffei (lesser salmon catfish) is the source of this 3739-nucleotide messenger RNA. RefSeq names its product REST corepressor 1 (gene rcor1). Gene Ontology annotation, molecular function: transcription corepressor activity. The transcript is spliced from 13 exons. Gene Ontology annotation, biological process: regulation of transcription by RNA polymerase II; negative regulation of DNA-templated transcription. Gene Ontology annotation, cellular component: transcription regulator complex; histone deacetylase complex. The record is from RefSeq and is a predicted model, not a curated record. The coding region runs from base 606 to 1946 and encodes 446 amino acids. NCBI's taxonomy places the organism in Eukaryota, Metazoa, Chordata, Actinopteri, Siluriformes, Ariidae.